GCAAAAGAGGUACGUUAAGGGUGUAUGUUUUAUGUAGCCAGUGCAGUUGAUUUCGUAGUUUUGCUUAGUUAUAAGUUGAUGCAAAUUUUUGGACAGACAUUGAGCUAUUAUUUUUGGAAUAUGGACGAUUAAUAUAACAUCAUAUUAAGGUGGGUUAAUUUAACAAUUUGUAAUAUAUAUUCACAUUCUUUAAUUGCUCAGAUUUGCUUCUUGAUUUUAAGGUAAUAACAAUAAUUAUCUAGCUGUUGUACUUGUAUAUUAUUCCUAUAUAGCUAUGAAUAAACUUCACAUGCAUAGAGCUGUUGAUUUUCUUCAUAACAUUAGGGAUAUGUUUUAUGCUAAGUUAAUUCUUGUCCUUAUAUUCGUUUGUGUUUGCUGUUGGAAUUAUCAAAAAAUAUUACGAUGAAAAUAUAUAAAAUUAUAGAAAAUCGAUACUAUAUGUUGAUGAGGCGUGGCUUUUACAUACGCGCAACUUCUAUAUAUGAUCUGCACGCUUAUUACAUACAGACAACGACAUCUCGCAUAGAAUUCUGGUAUUUACAAUUUGAGACUUUACAUUUUGCAGUUGGAAAAGGUGUGGUACAUUGACAAAAAUGCCUUUAGUCUGGGAAAAAAUGAGUCCUGGCCAAUUCCAUCAAUUACAAGAAUAUGUUUCAUCUUUUUUAACUGGUCACGUUCUAUUGAUAGACUCCGGAAAGAGCAUAAAAGAAGUUUUGCAGGAGUUUCAGAACAAUGAUGAAACAUUCAAUCCUGAGGAACCAAUUACAUACACCUGUUUUAAAAAGUUUAUGGAGUCGUACGUGGGAGAAAUGGAAGAGGAACUCGUUCAAGCUCUCUUUCUUUCCUUUCUCAAACAACCGAGAGCUCCACCUACGACACCUACUAGUUUGAAAGGUAAGAUAGUGAAAGAAGUCUCAGCCACCGGUGCAGACUUACCGCAAAUUAAAUCGACGCUGGCUGAUAAAGUUGCCGACAAGUUACAUGGCUUGACAGAGAAGAUACAUGUCCUUGGACAUUCCAGACACGAUUCAGGCAGCAAUAGCAUUGACCUUGGUCGUAGAUCGCGAACAGGAUCUACUGGGUCUGCAGUUCAUCAUGGGGUACAAGUUAAAUCUCCGACAGCUCCAUCGGAUCUUGAUAAACUCGCUCAUUCUCCAGAGACUCCCGAAACAUCCAAUCAUUCCAGAAGUUCAUCAAAGAAAUCGAGCAACAGUGCGAACAGUGUACAUCAUGGAGUCCUUCCUGAUUCCAACAAAGCUAUCAUGUUAGUAAGGAAAGAUAGUCAAGACUUGAAGACUGGAAAAGUUCUUGUCAAGGAAGUUGUUUGCUAUUUAUCACUCUUAGAAGCUGGCAGACCAGAAGAUAAACUUGAAUUUAUGUUCCUCCUAUAUGAUACUGAUGGAAAUGGCAUACUGGACGCGAAAGAAUUAGAUAUGAUAAUUAGUCAAAUGAUGACUGUGGCCGAGUACCUUGGAUGGGAUGUCUCUGAGCUAAGACCAAUUCUUAAAGACAUGAUGCAAGAAAUCGAUUACGAUGCUGAUGGGACUGUUUCUCUUGCAGAAUGGAAAAAAGGCGGAUUAACCACGAUUCCUCUGCUUGUUCUCUUAGGACUUGACGCCAAUGUUAAAGAUGAUGGGACUCACUCUUGGAGACUAAAGCAUUUUAACAAACCAGCAUAUUGCAAUUUAUGUCUCAAUCUUCUUGUUGGCUUGGGAAAGCAAGGAUUAUCCUGCAUAUUUUGUAAAUACACAGUUCACGAAAGAUGCGUUCAAAGAGCGCCAGCAUCUUGCAUUACGACUUAUGUUAAAUCAAAAAAAACCUCUGGGCGUAUGAAACAUCACUGGGUUGAAGGAAAUUGUGCAGGAAAAUGUGAUAGAUGUCGUAAAUCUAUUAAAUCUUACAAUGGAGUAACUGGGAGACAUUGUAGAUGGUGCCAGAUUACGCUACACAAUAAAUGCGCUUCACUAGAAACGCCUGAGUGUUAUUUAGGCUCAUUGCAUGAGCAUAUUCUUCCUCCCACAGCGAUUCGACCAGCCGUCUUAGACAGAAAAAUUAGGGAUACGCUGCCUAGAGACGAAUGCAGCUCUGAGAAUUUACCACUAGAUGGAGUUAUUAGUCCAUUACAGGGAGGUAGUUCAUUCCAGAUAACAAUAUCCGAAAAUGCAACUCCUUUAUGUGUUUUUGUUAAUCCAAAGAGUGGAGGGAAACAAGGUUCAAGAAUUUUAAGAAAAUUUCAAUAUUUAUUAAACCCAAGACAAGUAUAUAACUUACUGAAAGGAGGUCCUAAAGAAGGAUUGUCAUUUUUCCAAGACGUCACUAACUGUCGAUUGUUGGCUUGUGGAGGUGAUGGUACAGUGGGGUGGCUAUUAGAUGCCUUAGAUAAAAUGAAUUUUGAAAAGAGACCUCCGGUUGCAGUGUUACCUCUAGGGACGGGUAAUGAUCUUGCAAGAUGCUUAAGGUGGGGUGGGGGAUAUGAAGGAGAAAACCUCACAAAAAUACUUUUGAAGCUAAACCAAGCGACCACUGUAAUGAUGGAUAGAUGGCACAUCGAAUUUUCUGAGGGACAAGACGAAAGCACAGAUGAAAAAGGCGAUGAAAUUCCAUACAAUAUUAUAAAUAAUUAUUUUACUAUAGGAGUUGAUGCUUCAAUAGCUCAUCGAUUUCAUGUCAUGAGGGAAAAACAUCCAGAGAAAUUUAAUAGUCGCGUUAAAAAUAAGUUAUGGUAUUUUGAAUUUGGUACUAGUGAAACUUUCACAGCGACAUGUAAGAAUUUACAUGAGAAAAUCGAUAUUAUGUGUGAUGGAUGCUCCCUUGAUCUUGCAAAUGGUCCUUCUUUGGAAGGUGUUGCAAUUCUAAAUAUUCCAUCGAUAUAUGGAGGAACGAAUCUAUGGGGCGAUUUACCUUCAGCAAAGAAGCGUAAAAAAGCUGCAAAAGCAGCAAAGAAGGAUAAGGACAAAGAAUAUUCCUCAUCAUCGAUGUCGUCUAUGGACUUGUCAUUUGCAAUUCAAGACAUAGGCGAUGGAAUGCUAGAAGUAGUUGGCGUUGAAAGUGCAAUGCAUGCUGGACAAGUAAAAGCUGGAUUUCGCUCUUCUGGAAGACGGUUAGCACAAUGUGCUAACGUAGUUAUUAGAACGAGAGAAAGAUUUCCAAUGCAGAUUGACGGCGAACCUUGGCUUCAACCACCUUGUACAGUAAGUAUUAAAGUAAGCAUCGUUGAACAAUGGUAA
Dimorphilus gyrociliatus is the source of this 3227-nucleotide messenger RNA. NCBI's taxonomy places the organism in Eukaryota, Metazoa, Annelida, Polychaeta, Dinophilidae. The record is from the annotation of a GenBank genome assembly.